This is a messenger RNA of Bursaphelenchus okinawaensis, 2678 nucleotides long. The record is from the annotation of a GenBank genome assembly. NCBI's taxonomy places the organism in Eukaryota, Metazoa, Nematoda, Chromadorea, Rhabditida, Aphelenchoididae.
AUGAUGCGCAAAAGGAAACACGUGAAGGAGGAGGCUCCAGAGGACGAGUUUGAAGCUCCACCAGUUCUAGAGCCUGAGGCUACUAAUGAAGAACCAUCUAGGAGUAACACUUUUGUAAGUUCUUUUGUUAUUUUUUUAUUUUAGGUAUACAUUUAAGACUGUUGAAGUUUGGAAAGUCAGUUUUUGCUUGUAUGGUUUAUAUCAGAAGUUUUGAGCGACACGAACUCUAUUUCAGUUCUUCUAAACAAUAUAAACUUUUAUAGGAACAGUUUUUAAUAUCUGUCGAUAAAGACUUGUUUUAUACUCAAAUAAUUUUUUUUAGAAUCAAGUAGAAUUUCAAACGUUUGAAGAAGGACAAUAUCAAACAGUGCCCGAAGGACAAUUUGCGGCUCCAAACGAGAUUGAAUUUAAUUUUGUUGAUAAUGAGAAUGUACAGUGUGGAAUUUGUGGGGAGAUCGUUGCUUUUAAGACGCUUUUUAAUGAUCAUAUAACCAAUAGGCAUCCGGAAUACAGUGGGUACACGCUAGAGGACGAUGGAUACGUAAGUUUGAUUUUGUUUUUUUUUGGUAGCUUAGGUAACAACAUUUGAUCUUUAAUAAAGUUUAAGGCCUUCCGAAGGUUAUGAAAAUAAAGAGUUUCCUUUAGAUACCUUAUCAAGCCUAUCAGAAGCCUUUUAUCGAACCCGGCAGAUAUGAUCCUCGAGUAUCGAACAAGAUGUCGCUACCUCCACAUUUUAACAAUGAUCCCACAAGACCUAUAAGGUCAACGAGAGCUUUAAGGAAGGUGUCACAGAUCAGAGUGAAUAUAAACGAAAUGGACCUGGACAAGUUGGAGGAUUGUUUGAACAAAAAAAUGGUUGAAAAAAUGGGAAGAAAGGUGCCGGUUACUCUGGUCGAUAAACAACAUGCUCGAUGUGGACUUUGUAACGCUGUGAGUUUUGUUGUGCUUGUUUUAUAUUACUCAUCUUGGUUUAAAAAGGAUGCAAGUCUUUUGUUAAGGGCAUCGAAAACGAUUUUAAAGAUUUUUUACACAAUAAUAUUACCUUUUUGUCAUUUUCAGGUAGUGUCACUGAACAAAAAGUUUGAAAUCGUACACCUUGUUCGCCAUUUCAAUGCCUGGCAUCCUUCAGCUCACAAGUGUUCAGGUCAUUGGAUGCAAAGAAUUCAGGAAACUGAUCCAUACGAACUUCAAAUGAAGCCACUAGGUUUAGAAGAUUUCGCAGUAAUUGAUUUGAAUGCUGGAGCAGCUGACAAUCUACAGUGUAUAUGGUGUGGCAUGUUCAUGGAUGUAGAUUCAUUGGCCAUGCACUUCCACGAGAUUCAUCCUGAAGAAGUUGAGGUGCCCAAGUGUAGAUUGUGUUUGCAGGUGAGUAGUGACUGGUUUUAAGAAAGAAUCAUCUAUGAGUAACGCUAUUCAAUGUUUAUUUAAAUUUUUAUUAUUAUAUUUUUUGACGUCAAUUUAAUUUGUUGAAUUUGAGUAAUGAUUUUAAAUUGUUUUAGGAACUAGUGACAAAUGCUCGAUUUAAAGAAAAGUUUGGUGAAUUAAUGGAUAUCAGACUACCAGAUGAACAUCACUAUAAGUGCAGAAGGUUUGAAGUUACUACAAGUUCAGAAGCUGGGUUGGACAGAGGUAAGCUCAAUUUUUGAUGGUUAUAUUUUCUGAGUCAUAAAACAGUGUCAUAGCAUAUUUUACUCAAUUUUGAAAAAAAAGUAUUUUGAUAUUGUAGUAGAUAAAUAGAAGAUAUUGCUUUAAUAUUACAGUAAACUUACUUUUCAGCCCUAAAACGUCAUAUGAAGAAGUCGAACAACGACCAAGGAACAACACCAGCCAGAGAAUCAGAUGACGAAACAGUUCAAGAUGAAGAGCAAGCAGCCGGACCUGAACCCUUCAGCAACUCCAGAAUGUCAUUUGGCAAGAGGAACAAGCCCAAACGACAGUUUAUUAUGCCAUCGCUAAGACAGGCAGACCCAGUCAACAGCAAGUUUGUCCAACCCAUCUCAGACUGUCAUUGGAAGUGCAAGUUGUGUGGCAUGGACAUCCUGGCAGCAGUCAUAUCAGCUGGUGCUAUCAAGCAUUAUCGCCAGUACCAUUCUCUACAGUUGGAUCCAAUGCAAUCGGAGUUGUGUAAAGCAAGAUUGGAGAAGAUAUCAGAUGGAUGUAUGGAGUUUGUCAACUCGGAAGAGAUCGAAUGUCUCAUUUGUGGUAUGACAUACCCACUACAUCGACCCUACAAUAUGUGUAGAGCCAUCAGGCAUCUGAAGUUGAAGCAUCCAGAACAAAUGCCAGAAUAUAAUGCUAGUUUCAUCGAUGAAACCAAUCCGGUGAGUUGUAUGUAUAUUGUAGUAGGUGGGGUUUUUUGUAGGAUGAGAGGAUAAAUGAUAAAUAAUAUUUUUAUUUCGUGUCAAAUUUAGCCCUAGGGUGAUUGUGCUUUAUCUUUAUUUUUAAAUCAAGGUUUACAUUACAUUUUAAAUUAACUCUCACAGUCUUUUUACGAGUAAUAUUCCUGUUUUUAGGAGCUACAAGCCGAAGACUCGAUGGAAGAAGAAGGCAUCGAAAACGGCCUCAACGAUGGACCAGUACCUCUACAACCACAGACUUUAAGACCGAAUGAAAGACGGCAAUUGGCAGUCGAACGGAGUCGACAAGACGACCCUCCACAGAUCCUGGAGGAAAAUUAA